This is a messenger RNA of Symbiodinium sp. CCMP2456, 402 nucleotides long. The record is from the annotation of a GenBank genome assembly. Lineage: Eukaryota; Dinophyceae; Suessiales; Symbiodiniaceae.
GGCAGCCGCCCGAUGCUCCACGGCAGUUUCCAUGCCUGGGCCCACAAGGUGGCCUCCAGGAAGAGCGAAGCCAAGCGCUGCGAGGAGGAGACGCGUUUCAGCUACUUGCAAGCCAUCUUCCGUGCCUGGGCCACGCUGGCUGCGGCGGGACACCAGUCGAAGGAGUUGGAGCAGGAGAAGGAAAGGCUUCGACAGGAGCAGGAGCAGCUGAAAAAGGAGAUCGAGGAGCAGAGGCUGCGUCAGUCCAAGAUUCGGCAGAGCAUGCUCGGAUUCGCAGAGAACCAGGCAAACCAGUACGUCAUCCUGGGCAUGAUUUGGUCUUCCUGGAAAGAGCUUCUUCUCGAGAAGAGGCUACUGGCCGAGCACAAUGCCGAGCGCCAGCAGUGGGAGCGUGAGUUCGAG